Messenger RNA from Capsicum annuum, 552 nucleotides. RefSeq lists its product as uncharacterized. Gene Ontology annotation, molecular function: zinc ion binding. The record is from RefSeq and is a predicted model, not a curated record. Lineage: Eukaryota; Viridiplantae; Streptophyta; Magnoliopsida; Solanales; Solanaceae. The transcript is spliced from 3 exons. Bases 1 to 552 code for a protein of 183 amino acids.
AUGGAGCAGGGCGCAUUCUGCCGAUUUCGUAUGGUGUUGUUGAUAGUGAAAAUGAUAAUUCGUGGACUUAGUUUUUCGAGAACUUCAGAAUUGCUUUUGGAGAGCACGAUAAUUAGUGCGUCAUCAACAUAUGUAUAUUCUGUUUAUGAUGAUGGGAGAAAGUACAUAGUAUGUCUUGACAGGAAGACUUGCACUUAUGGUAGAUUCCAAUGGGACGAGAUAGCAUGUGAACACACGAUUGCAGUACUAAAAAGCAAGUAUGUAGUUGAUAUGAAGCCUUAUUGCUCAGAGUUUUAUUAUCCUAAAACAUUAAGGAAGACGAAUGAAGAAUCUAUGUUUCCAAUGCCCGGUAAGAAGGACUGGAUUGUGCCACAAGAAGUUAUGGACGAAGUUGUGUUACCACCAAAAUACAAACGUCAACCCGGAAGGCCGAAGAAAAGCAGACACAAGAAAUCAAGUGAAACUAUGACAUCGAGUAGUAAUUGUUGCGGGAGAUGUGGUUUUCCAAGUCACAACAGGCGUACUUGUAACUUCUUUUCAAAGGAGGACUGA